Carlito syrichta (Philippine tarsier) is the source of this 2808-nucleotide messenger RNA. RefSeq names its product protocadherin alpha-6-like. The record is from RefSeq and is a predicted model, not a curated record. Gene Ontology annotation, cellular component: plasma membrane. Gene Ontology annotation, biological process: homophilic cell-cell adhesion. Gene Ontology annotation, molecular function: calcium ion binding. Lineage: Eukaryota; Metazoa; Chordata; Mammalia; Primates; Tarsiidae.
AUGUAAAUUAAACAAGAAGUAUUUGACAUGGUGUUUACCCUGGAAGACAGACGGGGAACUCGGUGUCUGCUGCUGCUUCUGCUGGUCGCAGCCUGGGAGGCGGGGAGCGGCCAGCUCCACUACUCGGUCCCCGAGGAGGCCAAGCACGGCACCUUCGUGGGCCGCAUCGCGCAGGACCUGGGGCUGGAGCUGGCCCAGCUGGUGCCGCGCCUGUUCCGGGUGGCGUCCAAGGGCCGCGGGGACCUUCUGGAGGUGAAUCUGCAGAACGGCAUUUUGUUUGUGAAUUCUCGGAUCGACCGCGAGGAGCUGUGCGGGCGGAGCCUGGAGUGCAGCAUCCACCUGGAGGUGCUCGUGGAGCGGCCGCUGCAGGUUUUCCACGUGGAGGUGGAGGUGAGGGACAUUAACGAUAACCCGCCUGUGUUCCCGGUAGAGGAACAAAGAGUGCUGAUUUACGAAUCUAGGCUGCCAGAUUAUCUGUUUCCACUGGAGGGCGCGUCCGAUGCUGAUGUGGGCUCAAAUUCCAUCUUAACCUAUAAACUCAGUUCCAGCGAAUAUUUUGUGCUAGAUGUGAAAACAGACAGUGCUGACAAUAAGCAAGUUGGGCUUCUAUUAAGAAAAGCCUUGGACAGAGAGGACGCUCCUGAACACAGCCUACUUCUGACAGCCACCGAUGGGGGCAAGCCUGAGCUCACAGGCUCCGUUCAGCUGCUUGUCGCUGUGCUGGAUGUGAACGAUAAUGCUCCCGCGUUCGAACGGUCUGAAUAUGAAGUAAGAAUAUUUGAAAACUCGGACAAUGGAACGACAAUGAUCAGACUGAAUGCUUCUGAUCGGGAUGAAGGAGCGAAUGGCGCGAUUUCAUACUCUUUUAAUAGCCUUGUUCCAACCAUGAUUAUGGAGCAGUUUAGCAUAGAUCCAAAUACCGGGGAGAUAGUAACUCAGGGGAAUCUGGAUUUUGAACAAGUAAAAUUGUACAAAAUCCGCAUCGACGCGACGGACAAAGGCCACCCUCCGAUGGUGGGUCAUUGCACCGUUUUAGUAAGAGUUUGGGAUAAAAACGACAACGUCCCUCAGAUUACAACAAGAUUUUCUGAUAGAAAACGGGUAUUUAACAUGGUGUAUUCCUGGCGAAGAGAUUCGGGAUCCCAGCGCCUGCUGCUCUCGCUUCUCUUUCUGGCAGCCUGGGAGGCAGGGAGCGGCCAGCUCCACUAUUCGGUCCCGGAGGAGGCCAAGCACGGUACCUUCGUGGGCCGCAUCGCGCAGGACCUGGGGCUGGAGCUGGCCCAGCUGGUGCCGCGCCUGUUCCGGGUGGCGUCCAAGGACCGCGGGGACCUUCUGGAGGUGAAUCUGCAGAACGGCAUUUUGUUUGUGAAUUCUCGGAUCGACCGGGAGGAGCUGUGCGGGCGGAGCUUGGAGUGCAGCAUCCACCUGGAGGUGCUCGUGGACCGGCCGCUGCAGGUUUUCCAUGUGGAGGUGGAGGUGAGGGACAUUAAUGACAACCCGCCGGUGUUCCCAGUGAAAGAGCAAAUGCUGUUUGUUUCAGAAUCCAGAAUGCCAGACUCGCGGUUUCCGCUAGAGGGCGCGUCUGAUGCCGACGUUGGAAGUAACGCUUUUUUAACUUACAGGCUUAGCUCUAAUGAUUACUUCACACUAGAUGUGAAUUCAAAGAACGACCAGAAUAAACUGGUUGAACUCGUAUUAAGAAAAGCCUUGGACAGAGAGGACGCUCCUGAACACAGCCUAUUUCUGACAGCCACCGAUGGGGGCAAGCCUGAGCUCACAGGCUCCGUUCAGCUGCUUGUCGCUGUGCUGGAUGUGAACGAUAAUGCUCCCGCGUUCGAACGGUCUGAAUAUGAAGUAAGAAUAUUUGAAAACUCGGACAAUGGAACGACAAUGAUCAGACUGAAUGCUUCUGAUCGGGAUGAAGGAGCGAAUGGCGCGAUUUCAUACUCUUUUAAUAGCCUUGUUCCAACCAUGAUUAUGGAGCAGUUUAUCAUAGAUCCAAAUACCGGGGAGAUAAGAAUAAAGGGACGGAUUGAUUUUGAAGAAAGUGCAACGCACAAGAUCCAAAUAGAGGCUGUGGAUAAAGGCCCCCUACCACUGGCUGGCCAUUGUACAGUUCUUGUGGAAGUUGUGGACGCUAAUGACAACGCUCCACAGUUGACUGUCAAAACGCUAUUGCUUCCUAUAAAAGAAGACGCACAACUAGGGACAGCUAUCGCCCUGAUUAGCGUUACUGACCUUGACUCCGGCGCCAACGGACAGGUCACCUGCUCCCUGACGCCCCAGGUCCCCUUCAAGCUGGCGCCCACCUUCAAGAAUUACUACUCGUUGGUGCUGGACGGCGCCCUGGACCGCGAGAGCGUGUCGGCCUACCAGCUGGUGGUGACCGCGCGCGACGGGGGCUCGCCCUCGCGGUGGGCCACGGCCAGCGUGGCGGUGGAGGUGGCCGACGUGAACGACAACGCGCCCGCCUUCGCGCAGCCCGAGUACACGGUGUUCGUGAAGGAGAACAACCCGCCGGGCUGCCACGUCUUCACGGUGUCGACGAUGCUGCUGUACACGGCGCUGCGGUGCUCGGCGCCGCCCCCCGAGGGCGCGUGCGGGCCGGGCAAGCCCCCGCUGGUGUGCUCCAGCGCGGCGGGGAGCUGGUCGUCCUCGCGGCCGAGGCGGCAGAGGGUGUGCUCUGGGGAGGGCCCGCCCAAGACCGACCUCAUGGCCUUCAGCCCCGGCCUUCCGCCCUGCCCAGUGGUAGAUGCUGAAGUGGAUGAUCAAUCUAUUGGAGGGGACCACUCUAGGAAGAUGACAUGA